Messenger RNA from Cloeon dipterum, 2809 nucleotides. Its product is annotated as protein tailless-like. Gene Ontology annotation, molecular function: RNA polymerase II cis-regulatory region sequence-specific DNA binding; zinc ion binding; nuclear receptor activity. The transcript has 5 exons. Lineage: Eukaryota; Metazoa; Arthropoda; Insecta; Ephemeroptera; Baetidae. The coding region runs from base 257 to 1375 and encodes 372 amino acids. The record is from RefSeq and is a predicted model, not a curated record. Gene Ontology annotation, biological process: positive regulation of transcription by RNA polymerase II; cell differentiation; anatomical structure development.
CAUCCUUCUCGCUGCGAUUAAAAAAAGCAGUCGAACUGCAGAGGAACCCCCUCCCUUAGUGGGGCGGAGCUUCAAGUCGCAGCGAAUCAGCGUGACCAACCCUCUGGGUGAGUUGCGACUAACAGGGAGUCGAGGGUUUCAAUUAUUACCCUCUGCGAGUUAGUGUCAAUCUUUAGAUGCGUCCGUCAGGAUCUCCAAGCAGAAGUGCACCCUUGGCUCAGCUCUCACACAGGCCGGAACCCUGAUCUUGGCUGCAAUGAACAACAUGAACAACGCUGACUACAAUCACAACAACCAGGUCAAUAGACGGACAACACCAACUACAUCAAGUCGGAUUUUGAAAGGCGUCAAAUGCAGGGCCUGCGGAGACGAAUCUUCAGGCAAACACUACGGCAUUUACACUUGUGAUGGGUGUGCUGGAUUUUUCAAAAGGUCCAUUCGCCAAAAUCGGCUUUACCCAUGCAAGGCGAAGAAUCCGGGAAACUGUCUUGUCGACAAGACACAUAGAAACCAGUGCAGGUCUUGCAGGCUUGCCAAAUGUAUUGCUGCCGGCAUGAAUAAGGACUCCGUGCAGAGCGAGCGUGGACCGCGUUCGGACACGCGUCGGCGUCAGUUGGAGCACAGCCACACUUCACUGUCUCCCCAGCCGUCGGUGACGGCGUCGUCGCCAGCUGAGAGCCCACGGCCGAUCAUGCAGCAAAUGGGCUUAAGCCUGGCGAUUCAGACGUACAUGAACCAAGACUACACGAACCGGAUCAGCAGAAUAAGGAGCGACACAGCCGUAAGAUUGCUGGUCGAGAACAUGGUCUGGGCCUUGCGCCAAACUGAGUUCACUAUGAUCCCACCCACGGAUCAGCUUCAGCUACUCAAGCUCCGCUGGAAGAACAUGUUCGCCCUGUCCGUGUUAGAACUGCCGUUUCAUGAUAUCGUCUCGACUUUCCUUCACGCCUCCAUCAACCCAUCGUCCGACGCAGCCAAAAUUUCCACUGAUAUCUAUCUCAUGCAAAUGAAAUAUCAGCAACAUCUUCUCGUGACACCCCUGGAGUUUGCCUACUAUAAGGCGCUCAGCUUGUUCAACACAGCCGAAAGCGCGCUGAGUAACAAGGAUUCCAUCAGGGUUGCCAAGGAUCUGCUGUGCAAAAAGCUGUUGUUCUUGUUGGUUGGCUCGAUUGGGUCUAACAACAGCAGACAUUCAGCUCUGCUGCAUGAUCUGGAAGAAACAUUCACAUUUUUCGAUCGUCACGCGGAAGAACUGUUCUUUCACAACAAGUUUGGGUCAACCUCCGUGGAGGAUGUCAUCGAAUCGUUCUACAGGUCAAUGGUUGGAGUGCCCUAUGACCUGCAAGACAUGCGCGGGUCUACAAAUUCUCCUUAAUUGAAAAUUAACAUUGUCAGCCUCUAUCAAUAGGGAUUGUCAAUGGCGAUUUCAUGUUCUGAAGGAAUACUCUGUUGCUUUUUACAAUGAAUUAACAAAUCGAGAUUUUUUUAUUGCAGUAUUUUUUAGUAAAACGUAGAAGAAUAUGGCGGGGGGUCCAGAUGUGCAAUAAAAUGUGUUCCCACUGCGCAGAUCCAAGAUGGCGUAUGAAUGUGGGAGGCUCUCUUUGGAUUUCCGUAUGAGUGUCAGGAGUUUGUUUUUACGAUCCAAAAGACACAAUUAGUACGAUUAAUGCAAAUUAUAUCACAAUAUUGACGAAAACUAAAUUCUUUUCGCGUUUCGCGCGACCGCUUUUUCGCGCCAUACAUACCCUACUGGACGCCAUAUCUACGCGUCUGACCCCCGCUGGAAUAUGGGACAAUAAUAGAUGACGUAAGACGGGAAGAAACGAGUGCACUCGUGUGGGUUUCUCUUGUAAUGACUUGUACAUAUCGUCCUGGUCCCGGCAAAAUUUCGCAACGUUCAACACCCAAAUUUUCAUUGUCGAAUUGAUUGUUGACCUUUUCUUGCAACAAGGAAAUUCGUGUUUGGCUGUUGAAAGUUAACGCAAUUUUGCCGGGGCCAGGACGAAUAUAAUUUGCAUAGUAUAUGCAAUUCCAUUAUUUUAAUGUGACGACUCAAAUAAUAUUUUAAUUUAUAUAAAUCAUAAAAUAUCGGUAUUUUUGAAUUGCAUAAUACGUUGCAUAAACGUAUGAACAGCAAUAAACUUUGAAUGUCUCGAUCUAUUGGCACGAUGAGAGCAUGACAAACUUUAAUGAUAUAAAAAUGAACGCACCAGUGCCUUGCCCAAAGAAAAACAUUUAGCAACUUUAUGCUUAAGAAUUAUGUAACACAAUCUUAUAAAUGCUUUUAAAAUCCGCAAUUUAUAAGGGUAGAAGUUUGUGCUCCCGAACAUACUGUUACAAUCACUUGUAAUAAAGGCAAUAGCAGAAUUGGCAAGUAUGUAAAUUGUGUAAAGCCUGUUGGCUCGCAUUGUCAAGGCACUCUCAGGAGUGUCAAAGCAAUGGGAGGUAUUUGAGCAGUUCGGAGAUCUAAUACUGGCUACCCAAUGUCAUAGAUGGCAAAAAGUGGCUAGUUUAGUGACUCGAAAUGCUCAAACUGCUCAACAGGCUGGGAGGUGCACCGGCGCCAACUCGCUAUACUUGCUGAUUUGCACCCUUCCAGCAUGCGUGAUUUGGCUUCACGGGACAAAUGUCUAGCAUUUCAAUGCAGUCCUCGGUGCAGAGGCAAGUGGCCCUUGAGUGGGCUGUGUCCCUGCGCGGCCUGGUGCGCCCAUGUUAUCCGUUCGCGGUGUUAUUGGGACCCGGGUUUCAGCAUUCGUGCUAGUGCAGUGCGCGCCCUUCCCGGUCCUCGGACAGGGAUAAAAAGAGCAAA